Molecule: messenger RNA, 1590 nt
Organism: Ipomoea nil (Japanese morning glory)
Lineage: Eukaryota; Viridiplantae; Streptophyta; Magnoliopsida; Solanales; Convolvulaceae
Product: F-box protein CPR30-like
Exons: 2
Coding region: 79-1281 (400 amino acids)
Molecular function (GO): protein binding
Source: RefSeq, a predicted model, not a curated record
CUGUCAGCACUGUUCGUCUGUUCUCUCCAAAGCACCAUUUUGAUCGAAGAAGAAAGAAGAAGAAGAAGAAGAAGAAGAAUGAGCCCAUCAAAAUUGAACAAUCCAGCGAAGAUGUGUGCCUCUUUGCCCAUAGAUUUGUGGGCUCAAAUCCUCGCCAGACUUCCAGCCAAGUCAAUUCUCCGCUGCACCACCGUUUCAAGAUCAUGGUACUCUCUCAUCAAAACUCCCUUCUUUAUCUCCAAGCAUCUCAAUUUCAAUUCUCAGAAUGAGAACCGCAGUUCUUGCCUUCUCGUGCGUAGUUGCAUUAACCCCAGAGAAGAAAUCUACGAGUUCUGUGAUGACGAUCGCUAUCUAAUUAAAUUUGUUGAGUUUAGAGCUCCGUUUAAGGCCGAAAAUCCGUUUUUCAGAAUUAUUGGGUGCUGUAAUGGACUGAUAUUCCUUUCUGAUGAUUUUUUCAAGAACUAUCACGAUCUGAUUCUUUGGAACCCGUUUAUAGGGAGGUCGGUUUGCCUUCCUGACCCCAAUUUUGUGCAUUUCAAGCACUCGCUUGGGUUUGGGUUUGAUCCCGUUAUGAAUGACUACAAGGUGGUGAAUGUUGUGGAUGUUGGGCUUGGAAUUGCCUCUCCCAAAGUUGAGAUCUUUAGGCUAAGCAAACGGGUAUGGGAAGAGAUUAGUGAUAAUGCACUUGCCUUUUCCGUCCCUGGAAGAUCUAGUCAAGCUUAUCUAAACGGGGCGGUUCAUUGGGUUGGACAGGGUAUGCUGAAUGGGGAGCUUAGGAACUUGAUUGUGCGGUUUGACAUGAGUAAGGAGCGAUUUGGGAUGAUGGAAUUGCCGGAAAGUUUGGCAACACUGCCAUUUAUCUGUGUAGCAGCAGAUGUCUACAUGGGAUCACUUGCUGUGGUUGUGCUGGAAGAUAAUUCGAGGUACAGUAUAUGGAUAAUGAAAGAUUAUGAUUGCGUGGCUUCAUGGACGAAGCAAGUGUCUUUCAUCUUUCCUGAAAGCGCGGGUAUACCUUUUGGAUUUAGGGGAAAUGGAGAUGUUCAAGUGAUGACAACCUAUGGACAAUGGCAUGCUUAUGAUCCUAAAGGUCCACCACAUUAUAAGUACCUUGGAGUAUGUGAGUUUAAAGAGCCUAAUCUUUUAUUCUCUUUUCACGCAAGUCCUUUUGUUGAGAGCCUGGCUUUUCUUGAUGCGAGCGCUGAUUUUGAUGAUGCUUCUACUGUACAAAAUUUGUCUUUACGACGUAGUAGGAGAAGCACUGCUGAUAAUGACGAUAAGUGACAUUUCAGUUAUACAGAACUUGAAGCCUUGUGGUUAUAGUAAAGAAAAGAAAGGGCGUCAAGUGCUGAUGCAGUCGGGAAUGGAUUCAUUGACUUCUAACACAGCAUGUGAUCUGAGCACAGCUAAUCUGCUAUCUUGUGAUUACCUACUUUCCUAGUGUAGUUUGUUUUUAAGAUGCUCUAUCAUUCACCUAUGUACAAAAAAUCUUGUGUUGCUUGCUUGUGAAAUAUGCAAUAGGCUUCUUAUCCCAUACAUUGUGACAACUUCAUUAACAGUUUAGUUUAUAAAUCAAGUUCUUCUUAUGUACUA